Messenger RNA from Drosophila innubila, 1551 nucleotides. Its product is annotated as leukocyte surface antigen CD53. Gene Ontology annotation, cellular component: membrane. The coding region runs from base 134 to 826 and encodes 230 amino acids. The transcript is spliced from 5 exons. Lineage: Eukaryota; Metazoa; Arthropoda; Insecta; Diptera; Drosophilidae. The record is from RefSeq and is a predicted model, not a curated record.
AACCCUUUAUCUCUUACUGCGUUCUGUCUGACUGCGUUGCUUGACAAUUUAAAAACAGUUUUUCGUUGAGUCGGACGUGUCGCGCGCAUAAGCAUUGUGAAAUAUCAAAAAAGGAAACUAAAAAUCAAACAAAAUGGAUUGCGGAACGUCUAUGGCUAAAUAUAUACUCUUCAUAUUCAAUACGAUCGUGUCGAUUAUCGGCAUUUUGGGUAUUGUAUUUGGCGUAUUGAUCCUGAAUAGCAUUGGCACCAUUGAGGUAAAUGGACAGGUCGGUUUCCCACCCCAGGCACUUCUACCAAUUGUAUUGAUUACAAUUGGCUCGAUUGUGGUGUUUAUAUCGUUCCUGGGAUGCUGUGGUGCCAUCCGCGAAUCCGUCUGCAUGACUAUGAGCUAUGCUGUUUGCCUGCUGGUUCUGCUGAUUCUGCAAUUGACGAUCGUUGUGCUAUUGUUCACCCAUAAGGAUAAGUUCAACAUGGCCAUGGGUGAAGUUAUUGAUAAGGCCUGGGAGUCCCGUGAGUCACGUAAAGGAGGUGUCUUUGAUGCCAUACAGACAACGCUUAAAUGCUGUGGUCGCAGUGGUGCUACCGAUUAUGCAAGUGAAUUUCUCAGUGGAGGUUUGCCAGCCAGCUGUUGUGAUGGCAGCUGCUUGAAUAUAUCAAACAUUUAUGGUGGUUGCCACGACAAGUUUAUAAGCGUCAUGUCCGGUAGAUCUGAGUAUGCUAAGUAUGCUGGAAUUGGCCUGAUUGUCGUUGAGCUCGUUGGAUUCAUUUUCGCCUGCUGUUUGGCCAACAAUGUGCGCAACUACAAGCGCCGCAAUGGCUACUAAACAAUUGCCAUCAAACAUAAAAGCCCAUAAACAACAUAACGCACACAAACACGCAUACACACACACAACACACAUACAUUCGCAUUAAUUCUUUUUUAAUAUGUAUUGUCGUAGAACGCACAGAAAGAUAUAUGAAAAAUGUUAAGAAUAUAAUUGAAGCAAACCAUUUGGUUGGAAAAUUGAACAUUUAAGUUAUUUGUUUAAAAAACGAUUUGAAUUGAAACAACAACAAAGAAAAGAAUUAACGAGAAAUACCUAGUAUAAGACGCUUAAAUGUUGUUUAACCAUCGCUUUAGUAUCUAAUUGCUCUUAAUCUUAACUCACACGAUAAUAACGAAUCCAAAGUCGUUGUACAAAGCUAAAAAUUAAAAAAAAAAAAAUACAACAAUACCAAUAUACAGACACUGUUAAAGGCAAAGUUACAAUUUGAUGAGAGCAAGAUUCGCUAUACACACAGACUAUGUAAAUGUAAAUUUAUACCAGUUGAAAAAAAUAUAAACAAGUGUCCAAAAGAAUAUAUUUUAAUAUCUAUACAUAUAUAUAUACAGAUAUGUAAGGAUUCAUAUAUGUAUACAUAGAAAGUUGUUCAUCAUUAUAUUUUUAAAUUGAAAUCUCUUGAAGUUUAAAUAACACACAAAUUCAAUAUUGUUAACAGACAAACUCGAAUUGCAUACAACUUAAAUGAAUAAAGCAUUUAAAACGUAUUUAUAUACAUAUAUACAAUA